AUGCCUUACAAUUACACCAUCAGGCCCGAGGAUGCUUUCGGCUCCGAUUCGCCCUGUAACUUGGAUACUUGCCCCGUUGACUGGAGUAUCUACAGCUACCGACCAUCUCUUGCUGCCAACAUUGUCUUCGUCGUUCUCUUCAGUCUCAUUGGUCUUGUUCACGCAUAUCUUGGCUUCCGAUGGAAGAGCUGGGGUUUCAUGACUGGUAUGCUUCUUGGCUGCGUCUCUGAGAUUGUUGGCUAUGUCGGUCGUAUCAUGAUGUGGUACAACCCCUUCUCUUUCAACGCUUUCAUGAUCCAAAUUGUCUGCCUCACGAUUGCUCCCGUCUUCUAUACCGCUUCCAUCUAUGUCACCCUCUCCAAGACAAUCAACUUCUUCGGCCCCGAACUCUCUCGCUUCAAGCCUGCAUUAUUCUACUGGAUCUUUAUCCCCUUCGACAUCGUCUGCCUCAUCCUCCAGGCUGCUGGUGGUGCCAUGUCUACCGAGUCUGAUAGCAAUGUUGGUGUUGAUGUCUCUAUGGCCGGUCUUGUCCUCCAAGUUGUCGUCCUUGUCGUCUUCAUCGCUGCCUUCUCUGAUUACAUGAUUCGAUACUGGCGAUCUGGUCAUGCCAAGGCCUUCGGCUGGCGCGAGACUGCCUUCUUUGCUGGUCUCUCUAGUGCCAUCAUCCUUGUCCUCACUCGAUGCAUCUAUCGUGUUGCUGAGCUUCGUGAGGGCUAUGACGGUGACCUGAUCAAGCACGAGGUCCCUUUCAUCAUUCUUGAGGGUAUUGUCAUCGUUCUUGCUGCUGUUGCCCUCUGCUUCGGCCACCCUGGUCUUGUCUUCAACAAGCCUCAAGUCACCACUUCUGUCUCUCAGGUUGAGAAGGGUGUUGCUUCCGGCUCUGAAAGCAACAAUUAA
This is a messenger RNA of Fusarium proliferatum ET1, 897 nucleotides long. Its product is annotated as related to YER185w, Rta1p. Lineage: Eukaryota; Fungi; Ascomycota; Sordariomycetes; Hypocreales; Nectriaceae. The record is from RefSeq and is a predicted model, not a curated record. The transcript is spliced from 2 exons. Bases 1 to 897 code for a protein of 298 amino acids. Gene Ontology annotation, cellular component: plasma membrane; fungal-type vacuole.